Molecule: messenger RNA, 2108 nt
Organism: Rhagoletis zephyria (snowberry fruit fly)
Lineage: Eukaryota; Metazoa; Arthropoda; Insecta; Diptera; Tephritidae
Source: RefSeq, a predicted model, not a curated record
AUAAACCCAACCUCGGUUCAGCAGCACCUGCUCCAGCAGGAGGCGGAGGCGGCGGUGCCAGAAGUGGUGGAAAUAGUGGAGGAGGAGGUGGAGGUGGUGGUGGCGGUCCACUAGGCCUCGGCGGCCUCUUUGCCAAUGGCAUGCCCAGGCUGAAGGCCACCGGCUCCAGUUUAAUACCUGAAAAGACUAUAUCCAAUAGUCGAGGUACAACGAGUACUACGAGAACAGCUGAGCCAACGCCCGCUGGCUUCUCAUCCACAGCCUCAGCCAACAAACCUUCGCCCAACAACUUCAGCAGCAGUGGUGGCGGUAGCAAUAGCAAUAACAAGUUCAGCUCUAGGCCGCCAGCUGCAGCUGAAAACUCCUCCUCACCCUCUAGGCAGUUUUCCGCCAAGUUGAACACGCUGAACAAUAGCAGUAAUAGUCGGUCAACAAGCAAUCACAGCAACAGCAGUCUGUCUGUUGCCAACAACAACACCGGUGCCGGUCGAAAAUCCUCUAGUCCUGAAAUUGAGAACGCCCGCAAGAAGCUGCAGGAGACGCUCUUUCAGAAUACCCCCAACAACAACACAUCCUCACAACCUCCAGCUCCUCCAGCCUUCUCCAGCGGUAAUAACUCUUCAACACUUCACCGGAGUGCGCUGCACAGUAGCAACAGCAACAGUGGGAACAACAGCCCGUCCAUCAGCAAUAGCAAACCAGUGCCGCCGCAGAAGUACCACACCAUCAGUCCGAAGAAGAACAGCUACAGCAGCAGCAGUUCUACUCACAACAAUCACAACAACAGUAACAGCGACAGCAUGCCCGCUCACAAGGGCCAGGCGCCGCAGCCUCCCACCGGCGGCGGCGGCCUGAACCCUCCUCGGUCCUCCAUUCACCGCUCAAACUCGCAGGUCAGUGCUGGGUCUGGUAGUAGAACGACCUCGGGCAGCAGCAGCGGCACUAGCUCGCAGCACUCUCGCCCGUCGCCGAAGCCGCCCAAUGUGAAGCCGCCACCGCCGCCGAAGCAGUCCUCUCUGGCCGGAGAUGGUAAUGGACAGCCGGCGAGAGGAACGGCAGCAGCAGCCCCGCCGCCACCACCGCCCCCCUCGGCGGUGACGGCCACCAACUCGGCGAAGCUAAUCUCGGCGAUGAUGAUUGGCGGUGGUGGUGGUAAUGGUAAUGGUAAUGGUAAUGGUGGUGGUAACAAGUCCUCACUUCAUGGAGGAGGUAAUGCUGGUGGUCCACCACAGCCACCGUCAUUUGUGAAGCCCCCCGCGCCGCCACGUAACUCCAGCUACCCGAACUCCCUUUCCUCUGCUUCCUCUUCAAGUGGAGGCGGUGAUAGCAGUAGCAACAAUGCCUCUGCAGCCGCCCCUCAGCGAGCGGCGCCGCAGUUGAACCAGGCCAUGAGGGCACAAGGUGGUCACAAUACGAUAAGUAACAGUAGCAAUAGCAGUCUUCAUCCGCAAAACAACCAUCACCCCCAGCAUCAUCAUCACCACGCCUCAUCCACUUCGCUUUCCUCGACGUCGAAGGUGAUUCGACCGCCGCCCGGGCCACCGCCGCCGCCGCCGAAUCGGGUGUCCAGUGUGACCACCACUGGCAACCAGGGCAUGACCUCGACGAUGGGACGGUCGACGAAACCGGCGCCGCCUAUUCCCCUGCACAUUGCCCUGCCUGAUGGCGGUGGCGGUGGUGGUGGAGGGAUGAUGAUGCAACAGCAGCAACACUAUCAGCAGCAGCAGUCGCCAAUGAUGGACAGCUUACCGCCACCGCCGCCACCGGUGAGGCACGCUUCCAUCAAUGCGAAAGAACCCUUUGCAAAACGGUACAUUUUCAAGGAGAUUUGCGAGUUGCCGGCGCCCGGGCCGAUGCUCAAUCAGAACAAGUCCUAUCCUAGCCAUGGCGCGGCACAUCGAGGUCGGCGGCGUGAACCUCCGCCUCCGCCCCCUCCAGGUCACCACCACCACCAACAUCCGUUUCCGCCACCUCCCCCAGCGGCUCCACCGGCGCCCCCGUCGAUGAUGGCACCGAUGAUGGGGGCAGUGGCGGCCAACGGUGGACAGUUUGCCAACUACCCCGACAAGCGGUUUCACAUUCAAAUAAACCGGACCCCCAACUACUAG